GUGAAGUUGAGCCUGCGGCUCUGAAUUUGAUGUCAUUUGUUAUAGUCUGUUGCCGCCAAAUGAAACGCUCACCCAUGUCAAAAAUGAAUGGUGCUAUCCACUUCUGCGUGCUUCCUCUGAUUGCUUAGCUCACUAACCAACCCACCCCUUCCUCCUCUCUUUCUCAAAUUUCUCUCCUUCCCCGUAAUUUUGCCUUCCACACUCUCCAAGACAAGCUACGCUCAAUAUCUGCAACUGUAUCGUGGGUUGGAGUUUUAAUUGCUGUUGGCAUCUCCGAAGCUAGCAAAUCGUCAUCUGAAAUAAUGGAAGUUGCAGAAACAAGAUGUUUGUCAGGCUACGGCAAGCCUCCUUGGAUAUUUAAAGGCAGUGCCUUGUAUCAGCUUCAUCUUGUGAAAGCAGAAACUGCUCGAGCAUUCAUUCCUAAAGAGUUUAAAUUAGUCGAAGCUUUUGGGUAUACUCUCGGUGGCUUUUUUCUCGCCAACUAUGAGGAAAGUCCAGCAGGGGCAUUUGAUGAGCUAGUGGUGAUUGCGGGAAUCGUGUGGAACCCUCCAAUGUCUUGCGCAUGGGCAGCCAGGGUAUUAGUGAGCAGUGAUGAUGCUUGUGGCCAUGGACGAAAGGAAGUUGGGCUCCCAAGUUAUGUUGCCAAGUUUUCUAAGGGAACUGUUGGGAUUCCGAUGCAUCAAACGAGUAAAUCUCAUUACUUGCUCCACAUGAUUGGUUUUGAUACCAUGCAUUCUAGAUCCAAGGAUAGCAUGGAUGUUCAGGUGACUGAAAUUAAUGGUCCUUUUGCGAUAAACAUCUGCAAUAUCAACCUUGCAACAGCUGUUCCUGGUUUGAAACUUGACAAGUGGAUGGGACCAGCAAUCAAAAUGUCACUACCAAGUUUUAGCGGACGUACAAAGCAUAAUCCCAACCUUCUGAAGUAUUCAUGCAGUAUUGAGUGCAGGAUGCGAGCAGUGCAGCCAGCAAAGGUAACAGGAUCAUUUCCGGCAUCAAAGCAUGACACAGAAGAAUCUUUGGGUCACCACAAAUGCAAAUCUCCAGAUGCUAUCAAUGGACUCCUAGAUAAUGGGCAGAGCCUAAGCAUAUCUGUGAUGUUAUCAAAACCCAUAUUGGCUCUGCAGUUCAAUUGUCUGAAAAUGCAAGUUGAAGCCCCAAUUGCAGUUUCUCUCUGCCCUAGAAGUUCCUGCAGAACUUCCUUGGGAGUUUCUUGACUAAGCACAUGCAAUAUUCUCCCACAACACAUACCCUUAAUUUAAAAUUUUUUCCUCCCACUAUUGUAAUGCAAUAAAUUUACUGCAUGUAUUUUGUAUUUUUUUUUUUUUUCAUGAUUCACAAGUUCAUCCAGAGCAAGG
Messenger RNA from Manihot esculenta (cassava), 1355 nucleotides. Its product is annotated as protein NEOXANTHIN-DEFICIENT 1. Bases 303 to 1214 code for a protein of 303 amino acids. The record is from RefSeq and is a predicted model, not a curated record. Lineage: Eukaryota; Viridiplantae; Streptophyta; Magnoliopsida; Malpighiales; Euphorbiaceae. The transcript has 10 exons.